Molecule: messenger RNA, 3450 nt
Organism: Rhea pennata
Lineage: Eukaryota; Metazoa; Chordata; Aves; Rheiformes; Rheidae
Gene: TRPM8
Product: transient receptor potential cation channel subfamily M member 8
Biological process (GO): calcium ion transmembrane transport
Cellular component (GO): plasma membrane
Molecular function (GO): ligand-gated calcium channel activity
Source: RefSeq, a predicted model, not a curated record
AGAUGUGUAUAUGCCAAGGUUUCUAUGGGCACCAUGAGACACCGAAGAAAUGGCAAUUUUGAGAGUUCCAGACUCCUUUAUUCCAGCAUGUCUCGCAGCAUAGAUGUGUCAUGCAGUGACAGUGAUUUAGUCAACUUCAUUCAAGAAAACUUUAAGAAGAGAGAAUGUGUUUUCUUUACAAAAGACACCAAGUCAAUGGACAACUUAUGUAAAUGUGGAUACCCUGAAAAUCAACAUAUAGAGGGCACUCAAAUUAAUAACAGUGAGAAAUGGAAUUACAAGAAGCACACCAAGGAAUUUCCUACUGAUGCCUUUGGGGACAUUCAGUUUGAAAACUUAGAGAAAAGAGGAAAGUACAUCCGUCUGUCAUGUGACACAGACUCUGAAACACUCUAUGAUCUCAUGACUCAGCACUGGCACCUGAAAACCCCCAACUUAGUCAUUUCUGUCACUGGGGGAGCAAAGAAUUUUGCACUCAAGCCCCGGAUGCGCAAGAUAUUCAGCAGGCUGAUCUACAUUGCCCAGUCCAAAGGGGCCUGGAUUUUCACAGGAGGCACGCAUUAUGGACUGAUGAAGUACAUCGGGGAAGUGGUGAGAGACAACACCAUCAGUCGGAGCUCAGAGGAAAAUGUGGUGGCUAUUGGCAUAGCAGCCUGGGGCAUGAUUUCCAACCGAGAAAGUCUGAUUCGCAGUAGUGAUAAUAACGGGUACUACUUGGCCCACUAUAUAAUGGAUGAUCUCAAGAAAGACCCUCUCUAUUGCCUAGAUAAUAAUCAUACCCAUCUCUUACUGGUUGAUAAUGGCACCCAUGGGCACCCAGCAACAGAGGCAAAAGUGCGAACUCAGUUAGAAAAGUACAUUUCAGAGCGAGUUAUCCCAGAAUCUAAUUAUGGUGGGAAGAUUCCAAUUGUAUGUUUUGCCCAAGGUGGAGGAAAAGAAACUUUGAAAUCUAUCAAUGUGGCCAUCAAGAGCAAAAUUCCCUGUGUUGUAGUAGAAGGCUCUGGCCGGAUUGCUGAUGUCAUAGCUAGCUUGAUGGAGACAGAAGGUACUGUUACUUCUUCAUGUGUCAAGGAGAGCUUGCUCAGGUUUCUGCCUCGCACCAUUUCAAGACUCUCAGAAGAAGAAACUGAAAGUUGGAUCAGAUGGAUCAAAGAAGUCCUUGAGAACCCUCAUUUGCUGACAGUUAUCAAAAUAGAAGAAGCUGGUGAUGAAAUUGUGAGCAAUGCCAUUUCUUUUGCUCUGUACAAAGCUUUCAGCACCAAUGAACAUGACAGAGAUAACUGGAAUGGACAGCUAAAGCUGCUGCUAGAGUGGAACCAGUUGGACCUGGCUAGUGAUGAGAUCUUCACCAAUGACCGAAACUGGGAGUCAGCGGACCUUCAGGAUGUCAUGUUCACAGCUCUGGUAAAAGAUAGGCCCAAAUUUGUUCGUCUCUUCUUGGAAAAUGGCUUGAACUUAAGGAAGUUCCUUACAACAGAGGUCCUUACAGAGCUGUACACAAACAACUUCAGCAGCCUGGUGUUUAAGAACCUGCAAAUUGCAAAGAAUUCCUAUAAUGAUGCACUCCUCACAUUUGUGUGGAAGAUGGUUGAAGACUUCCGAAGAGGUCUCAAAAGAGAUAAGAACAGCAAGGAUGAGACGAGGAUACAGUUCUCAGAUGAAUGUCCUAUCACAAGGCAUCCAUUGCAAGCUCUGUUUAUUUGGUCAAUUCUUCAGAACAAGAAAGAAUUGUCCAAAGUCAUCUGGGAGCAAAGGGCUUUGCAUGACUUUACUCUUCCACAGACCAGAGGUUGCACUUUGGCAGCCCUUGGGGCCAGUAAACUCCUGAAAAGCCUGGCUAAGGUGAAGAAUGAUAUAAAUGCUGCUGGUGAGUCUGAAGAACUUGCUAAUGAGUAUGAGACGAGAGCAGUAGAGCUGUUUACUGAAUGCUACAGCAGUGAUGAAGAUCUAGCUGAGCAGCUGCUGACCUAUUCCUGUGAAGCCUGGGGAGGGAGCAACUGCCUGAAAUUAGCAGUGGAAGCUAAAGACCAGCAAUUCAUUGCACAGCCAGGAGUGCAGAAUUUCCUUUCCAAGCAGUGGUAUGGAGAAAUUUCAAGAGAUACCAAGAAUUGGAAGAUUAUAUUGUGUCUGUUCUUUUUCCCUUUAAUUGGCUGUGGUUUCAUCUCAUUCAGGAAAAAGCCUGUGGAGAAGAGUAAGAAACUCUUGUUGUAUUAUGUGUCUUUCUUCACCUCUCCGUUUGUGGUCUUCUCCUGGAAUGUUAUCUUCUACAUUGCUUUCCUGCUGCUCUUCGCCUACAUCUUGCUCAUGGAUUUCCAGAAGGAGCCUACCAUCCUGGAGAUUACCCUUUACGUGCUGGUCUUCAUCCUGCUUUGUGAUGAAGUGAGACAAUGGUACACAAAUGGCAGUAAGUAUUUCUCAGAUCUGUGGAAUGUCAUGGAUACGCUAGCAAUCUUUUACUUCAUAGCAGGGAUUGUAUUCAGGCUUCAUUCAUCCAAUGAAAGUUCUUGGUAUUCUGGGAGAGUCAUUUUCUGUUUGGACUACAUAGUUUUUACUCUGAGGCUGAUCCAUAUUUUCACAGUUAGCAGGAACCUAGGACCAAAAAUUAUUAUGCUACAGAGAAUGAUGAUAGAUGUCUUCUUCUUCCUCUUCCUCUUUGCUGUGUGGAUGGUGGCCUUUGGUGUGGCCAGGCAAGGCAUCUUGAGGAAAAAUGAGCACCGCUGGGAGUGGAUAUUCCGAUCAGUUAUCUACGAGCCAUACCUGGCUAUGUUUGGCCAGUACCCUGAUGAUGUUGAUGGUACUACAUACAACUUUAACCGCUGCACCUUUUCUGGGAAUGAGUCCAAGCCUUUGUGCGUGGAACUGGAUGCCAACAAUCAACCCCGCUUCCCAGAAUGGAUUACCAUUCCCCUUGUGUGCAUUUACAUGCUCUCAACUAACAUCCUCCUCGUGAACCUGCUGGUGGCUAUGUUUGGCUACACUGUUGGAUCAGUACAAGAGAACAAUGACCAAGUGUGGAAGUUCCAGCGUUAUUUCUUGGUCCAAGAAUACUGCAGUCGCUUGACUAUCCCCUUUCCUUUUGUCAUCUUUGCCUACAUCUUCAUGGUGAUAAAGAAAUUUUUUAAAUGUUGGUGUAAGAACGAAAGUAAAGAGCCAUCUACUUGUUGCUUAAGAAAUGAGGACAAUGAAACUCUGUCAUGGGAAGCUGUCAUGAAAGAAAAUUACCUUGUCAAAGUCAAUACCAAAACAAAUGAUUCAUCAGAAGAGAUGGUGCAUCGAUUUAGACAACUGGAUGCAAAGCUCUGUGAUUUGAAAGGACUCUUGAAAGAGAUUGCUGGCAAAAUCAAAUGAAUGAAGCUGAAAUCCAAGAGCAGCUACCUGAGCAGGGUGAUUCAUCAAUAAUUUCUCAGAGAUGAUGGUAGCCACCAUGCUAGAUGUAAUCAAUUCAGCAGA